Molecule: messenger RNA, 2029 nt
Organism: Tilletiaria anomala UBC 951
Lineage: Eukaryota; Fungi; Basidiomycota; Exobasidiomycetes; Georgefischeriales; Tilletiariaceae
Product: periplasmic binding protein-like II
Exons: 3
Coding region: 192-1742 (516 amino acids)
Biological process (GO): transmembrane transport
Cellular component (GO): ATP-binding cassette (ABC) transporter complex
Molecular function (GO): transmembrane transporter activity
Source: RefSeq, a predicted model, not a curated record
CGAUACUUCUUUGAUGCAGCUUGCUGAUCAAUGUGCCUUUAGCCAAGCUGCAGUAAAAGCGUAUAGGCAGAGGUCCCCGUCUUGUGCAGUGAGCACACACCCUUCGGUGUUUAACAAAGAAGCACGACCUCGCAAGAAGCAAGAGUGCCUUCCUCUUCCCCCAACUCCAGACAGCGCGCUGCUCAACCACCAUGGAGACGGUAACUUCGCCCAACAUCCUCCGGAUCCGCCAGGGCCGGAUCGACCUCUCGUUCCACCAAGUCGUGGGCGAGGUGUUUGCAUACGUGCUGUCGGAUCCGCGCCUCUUCCUCUCCUCGUUGCCGCCGUCCCCCGAUACAAUUUCCUCCCUGCCUCUGGUGGAUCUCUCUGUUUCAUCUGCGCCGCACGCCGACGCGUUCGCUGCGCUGCAAAAGGGCGAAACGGAUAUCCUCGUGGGUUGGUUUGACGGAAGCCACGGCACGUACCUUGAGCCGUUUCAGAAGGACGUCAUCGUGCUCGGCGACCCGUCCAAGAACAUCAGCGCCUUGCCUGACGACGACGACGUCGCCGCUGCCGCCGCCUUUUCAUCCCCGCCCGUCUACUCGCCGUACUGCAUCUGGGGCGUCCCCUCCUACGUCCCUGAGGCGCUCGUCCCCGACGUUAGAAGCCUCGCCAAUAUCGCCAUUGCAGCUCGUUUCAAAAAGGAGGAGGGGACAGAGAAACACGUCCUGCAGGGCAUCGCGCCCGGCGCCGGCAUCUCCCGCUUCAGCCGAGAGAUGUUACACAAGUAUGGCUUGAAUGAAGCCGGCUGGGAGUUCCGCAACGGCUCGCAGGAGGACUGCUUUUCCGCAUUCGAAAAGGCAGUGGAGAAGGAGGAGUGGAUCGUCAUUCCCCUCUGGCACCCACAGUAUCUCCACGCUCAUCACAGUAUCCGUGCACUCAAGGAGCCGCAAGGCCUGCUCAGGCCCGUCGAUCACGCGCGUCUCGUCCUGCGCAAAGACUUCCUCAAGCAAUUUUCUCCCCAGCAGCGCUCCGCCAUCCUCGGCGUCCUGCAGCGUGUCACGCUUGGCAAUUCCGCCGUCACGGAGAUGGAUAGCUACGUACACGUGGACAAGCUCGACUAUCGCUCCGCUGCGCGCAAGUGGAUCCGCGCGCACCAAGCCCAAGUUGAUUCGUGGUUCGAGAACGGACACGUGGACAUUGUGCAGCGCGCCACACAGCUAGACCAGUACCUCCUUGAGGAUGAAGCCGCCAUCACCGCCAAGCAGCACGCAUACGCCAUUCCAGCGCGCGCCCCAGCCGCUGCCGGCGCCUACAGUCCGUUCUCGACGUCGACCACCGCGCCACAGAUCAUCCAUACGUCGUUCCAGCUGCCCUUUGGGCCGGAUGGUAAGCUGGCAUACGUCGGACCCAUCCUACCAAACGAUGCUUCAGCAUCCAAGACGUCGCGCAAGACGAUCACCGAGGACGAAGGCCUUGCUGCCGCCCGCCUCUGUGCCCUGAAUCUUCUCGCCCAGCUCCGUGACGCAGCCAGUGGCGACCUCGCGCGCGUGCAGCUGCUGCGUCUUGAAGGUUACGUCGCGACGGCCGAUGUCGAUGGCCACUUUGUGAACGUGCCCAGGAUCCUCAACGGCGCGUCACUCCUCAUCCGCCAUGCCCUCGGCGCGCAACGGGGCGCCCAUUCCCGCACCGCGCUCACUCUGUCGACCAAUCCACUCGAUGUUCCCACCAUGAUUGGCGCAGUUGCCGAGCUGAGGUGGUAAGGCGCGUGUUCAAAAGAUCAUCUUACAUACAGCGCAUUCCAUUUUACACAAUCUCUCCAAAGGAGUAGGAGCAGACGCGUCUGUCUAAUGAUUGAGAACAGCUUGUUGAAAGUAAUUUGAGACCUUCUGAUUUUUGGCACAAGGAAGACGUCUUGGAUCUGCGUCCGUGCACAUGCUCACUUCCAGGUUUCGAGCGGGCGCCUCUGACGCCCGUGCGGCGGGCUAGCUAGCUUGAGCACUCGUAUGGUGAUUGGAAGACAUCUAUGAUGGUGUACACUUGGCAAUAC